Messenger RNA from Echinops telfairi (small Madagascar hedgehog), 5315 nucleotides. It is a transcript of the gene RNF144B, whose product is annotated as ring finger protein 144B. The transcript is spliced from 8 exons. Gene Ontology annotation, biological process: ubiquitin-dependent protein catabolic process; positive regulation of proteasomal ubiquitin-dependent protein catabolic process; protein polyubiquitination. The coding region runs from base 205 to 1116 and encodes 303 amino acids. The record is from RefSeq and is a predicted model, not a curated record. Gene Ontology annotation, cellular component: ubiquitin ligase complex; mitochondrial membrane; cytoplasm. NCBI's taxonomy places the organism in Eukaryota, Metazoa, Chordata, Mammalia, Afrosoricida, Tenrecidae. Gene Ontology annotation, molecular function: ubiquitin protein ligase activity; zinc ion binding; ubiquitin conjugating enzyme binding.
GUUGCAACCCUGCAAAGCGGCGAGCUGUCAGCCGCAGGGCGCCGAGGAGGAGGGCAGGGAUGGAGCCGGUCCCCUCCUCAGAGUAGGAGCCUCGGAAAGGAGCGGGAGGGAGGCGCCCGAGACGGCCAGCCGCUGGGAGCCAGCUCGCUACGCAGCCCUGCUGCCGAGGGGUUGAGAAGACAGAAGACGUGUCCGGGUAGGCCGAUGGGCUCAGUCGGUAAGCUCCACUACCUCAACAUGACUGCUGAAAAUCCAGCGCCCGGAGACCUGGCUCUGGCCCCCCUGGUCACUUGCAAGCUCUGCCUGUGUGAGCAGCCUCUGGACAAGAUGACCACUCUUCAGGACUGCCAGUGUCUCUUUUGCACAGCUUGCCUGAAACAGUACACGCAGCUGGCAAUCCGAGAAGGAUGUGGGUCUCCCAUUACGUGCCCUGACAUGGUGUGCCUGAAGCACGGGACUCUGCAGGAAGCCGAGAUUGCCCGCUUGGUGCCCGUGGAUCAGUUUCAGCUUUAUCAGCGCUUAAAGUUUGAACGAGAGAUUCACCUGGACCCCUCCCGGACCUGGUGCCCCAUCGCUGACUGCCAGACGGUGUGCCAUGUGGCCGCGAGUGAGCCGGGGCAGCCUGUGCUGGUCGAGUGCCCUUCUUGCCACCUGAAGUUCUGCUCGUGUUGCAAGGAUGCUUGGCAUGAAGAUGUCUCCUGCAGGGACAGCCAGCCCGUCGUCCUGCCCACGGAGCACGGGGCCCUCUUUGGGACGGGCACAGAUGCCCCUAUCAAGCAGUGCCCAGUGUGCCGGGUUUACAUCGAACGCAACGAAGGCUGUGCCCAGAUGAUGUGCAAGAACUGCAAGCACACCUUCUGCUGGUACUGCCUGCAGAGCCUGGAUAAUGACAUUUUCCUCAGACAUUACGACAAAGGACCGUGCAGGAACAAACUGGGCCACUCCCGAGCAUCAGUCAUGUGGAACCGAACACAGGUGGUGGGCAUUCUUGUGGGAUUGGGCAUCAUUGCCUUGGUGACCUCCCCCUUGCUACUCCUGGCCUCGCCGUGCAUCGUCUGCUGUGUCUGCAAAUCAUGCCGGGGCAAGAAGAGAAAGCAUGACCCGUCCACAACCUAAAGCCCUGGGCUCCUGCUCGCGUGCCAUGGAUAUCUGGGUUCUGGAGACCGCACAGCGAUGAAGACCCACCUAGUGAACUUGCCUCCUGCUCUUUGCCAACCUUUGGAAGUGCCUCUUGUGUCCAGACUUGAAACUUGCUUGCCAGCCUUCAGCAUCAGACAGGGCCAAGCCCAGGGAGUGCGUGUUGCUGUGGAAAGAGAACCCAUUUCUCCAACCCAGGCUGUGUCCAGGGAGCUUGGCUGGAAACUUUGGGAAUACUUGGGGUGGGGGUGGGUAGCUAGGACAUCAUUAUUUUUAUCAUCCAAAGGAUCCCACUGGACUCUCGGACCUCCAGCCAAAUCCAAGGAGCAUAAAUGGACACUCAGUAUAAUAAUAAAUAUGUUGUCACCGUUGGCAAUGCACGUGGUCACGGAGAAGUGGGUGUCUUCUCUGUGUUGAUUUGAACACCAUAGAAACCUGGAGGCGGGGUGCAGGGGGAGAGCUCCAUGUGGGAGAAGGAUAAGACUGCUGAAGGGACGGUUCUCAUAGGAGCCAUCAAGCAGGCUGCUUAUCUCAGGAGUUGAGGAGGGGUUCUUCCUGUGGGGGCUAGUUUGGUGUGCUUUCCCCAGCAUUCCCACCGAGACCCGGCAGAAACACAGUAGAUUUCUCCUUGUGUGAUCUCAGCUUCCACGAAGAAGACACGGCUGUACUAAGAAAGUUGUCCCUUCCCAGGAGAAGGGUUGCUACAUGGAGAAUAGCAAUAAAGUCUGAUUCAGCAUCCCUACCUACAAGGAUAACUUUCCUAAGAGGAUAAGCUGUUCUCUGACAGCCAGGAGCUAGACAGUUGCCUUAUGUUACGUGUGGUUUAGGAUAGGAGAGGUUCACAAGCUUCACAAGAGAUAACGGAGACCUCUCCAACAGCUCUGCCCAACAGAUUUCCAAUUGGAUCCAAAAAUAUGCACCAGGAACAAAUAUUCAAGUCCAUAUACACAUCUAGGAGCCAUAUCAUUUGCAGCGUACCCAGGUUUCUAUCCAUUGGGAACGCAUGGGUAUAGCCAGUAGCACACAGUCUGUGUUUAUGGAAAAGCCAUUCUCUCCUCCUGUGACUGAGAUGGUGUAUUAUAAGUCAGCCUAGAUAUCUGUUGCAUAUUAUAUAUGUGAACUUUGAUUCUGAGUUAAUAACUUAUCCAAGGCUAUCUAGCAACUCAUAAGCAUAACUUUUAAAACAGGUGUCCCAGCACACCAACUUUAUUGUUUUGUGAAAGCAAAUGAACAAACAUAAUCUAGUGAUUACAGAUUUUCAAACCAUUCACCGUGGUGGUAUGCUGGGCAUCAUUUCAUAUUGCACUUUCGCCCAGUGGCAGGGAAAUCAGAGUAAUUUCAGUCCAUCCAAGGCACUGACGAAGCAGCUAGAAAAAGUGAGUAACAGAUACAACGUUAAGAGCUUUCUAGGUCCUAAAGAGCACAGAUUUCUACAUUGCCUCACUCUGGUUUGUUUUGCCUUUAGCAUGAGUCCACUUCUUAAUAAACGGGUUUCAUGAAAGGGUAGCCAAGCACUCUCCCCAGCAGUAGGAUUCAGCCGUGUAGGAUGGUGCUUUGUGCCACUGUCCCACUCCGUGCUGGCGGAGAGUAGGGCCGCGGCAGGAACUGUCAAGGGCUGUGAUGCUUCUUGAGGUACCUGGGUAACUAGUGUGUUAAAUUGCUGCUAUCUCACACCUGCUAUGAAAGAAUGAUGUUCUGCUUAUGUAAUGGAAUGUAUACUGAGUGUGGGGGUUGGGGUGGGGUGCGUAUUUAAAGACCUUUAAUCCACAUGUAUAUAUUUGCUAAGUGUAUCAUACAUCUAUUGGUCAUGUCCAUUUUAUUUCCAGCUUGUCUAGAACAUGGAGGAGAACACUUGGGCAAACUUCGAAUGGUAACCAACCAGAAACCCUUGUAAUCAUUUGUUAGAAAUCCCUCCAUAAUCAGAGUCUUUGUUUUUGAGCACUAUUUCAGGAAAGAAAUUGGGGGAAAAGUAAUCCACUUCCAUCAGUGUCUUUCAUGUUAAGCACAAAUGUUGUAAAUGCACAUAUUCUUGAGUAUAGCCAAGUUACUCUUUCGUUCACAUAGCCUACUGCCUCAUAUGGGUGAAAGGGCAUGGAUCACUGCUCAGGGGCUCACAGAAACUCAGCUGAAUUGAACUUGUGUCACAAGAAAGCCAGUGUUGGCAAUGUUCUCCAUUAUUAGACUCUCCAAGCAUGGUUCUCACAGAGACCAAAGGACACAUCAGGCGACUCUGCUACACAAGACCUCUGUAAAGUGUUGGACAAGCAAGGAUGUUACUUUGAGGACAAAGGUGCCCCUGACCCACACCACAGUGUUUUUUAUCGCUUCCUGUGCAUUGAAAGUUGAACAUGGAGUAAAGAAGAUAGACGGAUUUGACUUUUGGUGCUGGCAAAGAAUACUGAAGGUGCCGUGUUCUGCCAAAAGAACAGGCGUCUAUCUUGGAUGAAGUGCAUCCAGAACGCUCCUCAGAGGAUGGCGAGGUCUUGUCUCACAUACCUCGGACAUGUUAUCGGGAGAGACCAGUCCCUGAAGAAGGGCAUCAUACUUGGUAAAGUAGAGGGGCAGCAAAUAAGAGGAGGGGCCUGUGUAAGACGGAAUGACACGGUGGCUGUAGCAGUGGGCGUGGGCGUAGGAACAAUGAUGAAGAUGCUGCAGGACAGGGCAGUGUUUCGUUGCAUUGCACUCAGAUCGUUCAGCAUUGGAACCGACUGGACAGCCCCUACCAACAGGAAGCUCAGUCCCACAGAGGGCCUUUAAACGGGCUGAUGUCGUCACCUCGCCUCGUCCUGGUCUCAGCCGGAGAACUUCUGAACGUGGAGUCAGGGUGGAGGAACAGACCAAUUUCCUUAGCGAAACAGAAGGAAUGGAUCUCAUUGAUUUGCUAUAACAGAACCAGCUCCAUUCUGGGGGAGGAGGGAGGGUUAUUUGCCAAAUGGGUUUUAAAUAGCUCAAUUUUAACCUUUAAAAAUGUUGAAAAGUGCCUAGAGGCGGGGUUGGGGGUGGAGGGAGAAGUGCCACUGUUUAAAAAUAGUCCAAUGCAUCGGUCCCUGUGAGACUGUCAGGAUCAAGAGCCACCAGUUGGUAAGUUGCACCAGAACCUCUCUGGUGUGUCAAAGGGCAAGACCCAAGCUGGUAUCGAGGCUGUUUGCAAGGAGAGAGCUGACAGCGUUGGUAACAGCGGUCGAUCCUUUCACUUUGGAUAACGCUGGGGACGAAUCUAACCGCCUCCUUCCUCUGUCGGCUUCGUCCUUCCCUUAGUGCUCUGCUUUGUGCACCAGGAAGAAAUCGCCAUCUGGACAAUAAUGCCUCAAGGUUGUGGCCAAAGUGUGUUUUGUGUGUGGAGUGAUCUAAAGCACAAAACAAGAAAGCCAACCAGCUGCCAAGGGGCAGAUUGUAACUCAUGGCAACUGACUUGUGCUCUGUAAGGUUGGAGAGUGAGACAGUCGAUUUGAAAUAGAAAUGAAAAACCCUUCAACACAUCAUAAGCGGGAUGGAAUACCCCACCAUCCAGAAACCCUAUGGACAGUAAUGGCAUAAGGCCUAGUUGUUCAUCCCUAUCCCCAGAUCUUCCUUUGAGUAGGUAGGGAGGUGAGAAGGAAUGCUUCUCUGGGGGCAUCUUUUAGCAUCUUAGGCAUCCUACUUCUGCAUGCCAUGAAUGUUUGUUCUGGACUUUAAAAAUCUGUAUUUUGAAAGAGGCCAUUGAAAACCAAAUAUGUCACAGUGCGAAUUUUGUUGUAGCCUGCCUUGCGAGGAUUUUACCUCUCCUGUUUGAAAAAUCCACAUGUUUAUUUGUAUGCGAAUCACCGUUUCCUGUGGAUCCUGGCUCUUCUCUUAAAGACUGUUCAGAGUCUAAACAUGUAAUUCCUUUAGCCUUUCCUCCACGAAGCUUCUGAAAGACUGCUCUGUCUGUGGACGAGUGGAUGCCUUCCUGGAUUUGGGCUUCUGUAGAAGUGUGUAAGUUGAAAGACAGUUUCAGCAAUGCCUUAGAGGAGUGACAUCUUAUAAAGUGCUCACAAUCGAUAACUCUGGACUAUGACAUCUCAUAUUGACUUAUGAUUUGGAAAGUUUGGGCGUGUAUUUGAGAAAUAGUGGUUGUAUUGAUUUUUUCCCCUUCUGGUUCUUUGGGAGGAAACAAGCUGUUUGUAACCUCUCUAGCCCCAAUAAAUGUGGAGCAGGAA